AUGUGCAUGGUUUCUUUCUUCAUCUAUUUAAUCACCAUUUGCCACGUCAGAAAGCUCUAUAGUUGCCCUGGUUCUGUUCGUGCUUCUCGUCGUUGUGCCAUUCCAGUACAUACGCAAGAGGAGGCAGUACAAGUGACUUCCUCGUCCAGGCUCCGCAAGUACAGUAACACAGGCGGGACACCCCACUCCAGAGUGGCAGCGACCUGGAGUUCGGCAGAGCCCACAGGCUGCAGCAGACACACCAAUUCGCAUAUGAGGAGCUGGAGGAUCCCACCGGCGGCUUCAGCGACACGCGAGAGCUUGACGGCCAGCGCCAGCGACGGUUUCGGCACCAUGCAUGUACAAACGAUAACUACGGGACGGGCGGGCAGUGGUGGUGGAGCGGUUGUACGACAACAGCUGCUGGCACGUGCAACAGUUCAUGAACUAGGCGAUGAUCCUGUCGCAGCUGCACCACCUGAACCUCGUCAUCUUCUACGGAUCCUGUUGCAGCUGCACCAUCUGAAUCUCGUCAUCUUCCACGGCUGCACGUCCAGCCGCAGCAGUGUGCUGCUGCUGGUGUACGAGUAG
Messenger RNA from Triticum turgidum subsp. durum (durum wheat), 570 nucleotides. The record is from the annotation of a GenBank genome assembly. NCBI's taxonomy places the organism in Eukaryota, Viridiplantae, Streptophyta, Magnoliopsida, Poales, Poaceae.